GAGAGUUCCGGCCCCGGAAGAGAGGGCUGAUGCUCAGGUGCCGCCGGAAAUACCGAUCCUCAGGCUGGCAAGGGGAUGGGGGACUCCAGUUUCCAAGCAUCCCAUAUCAGGGACUGGCUGGACCGAACAUCAGGGAUCUGGGGUCUGGACCCUCGGAUCGGGGGUGGCAGGCGGUGAGGCCGAAGACUAGGACCUCCCUUCACAAUUUAACUGUUGGAACCCGGCACCGACAGAUGAGCUGACUAAGGCUGAGAGGGGUUAAGUAUCCAGGGCCAGUGAGCUGCCUUCCUUCCUUGGUGACAGCUGCCAACUGAAGCCAACAGGGGCGUUCUAGGCAGACUCUAGCUUUCAGGGGACUUUGUACAGCUGCCUGUGCCCAUCAUCCAGCAGCUCUACCACUGGGACUGCGGCCUGGCCUGCUCCAAGAUGGUGCUGCGGUACCUAGGCCAGCUGGACGAUGGGGAGUUUGAAGGUGCCCUGCAGGAGCUGCGACUGACCAGGAGCAUUUGGACCAUUGACCUGGCCUACCUGAUGAGCCACUUUGGUGUGAGGCAUCGCUUCUGUACCCAGACCCUGGGCGUUGACAAGGGCUACAAAAACCAGUCCUUCUACAGGAAACACUUUGACACAGAGGAGACCCGGGUGAACCAGCUGUUUGCACAAGCCAAGUCUUGCAAGGUGCUGGUGGAGAAAUGCACGGUGAGUGUGCAGGACAUCCAGAUGCACCUGGCACAGGGCCACGUGGCCAUCGUAUUGGUGAACUCGGGGGUACUGCACUGUGACCUCUGCUCUAGCCCCGCCAAGUACUGCUGUUUCGCCCCCCGUGGCCACCGCUGCUUCUGCCGCACCCCCGAUUACCAGGGCCACUUCAUCGUGCUGCGUGGUUACAACCGGGCCACUAGCUCCAUCUUCUACAACAAUCCAGCAUAUGCUGACCGAAUGUGCAGCACCAGCAUCAGUAACUUCGAGGAGGCCAGAACCAGCUACGGCACAGACGAGGACAUCCUCUUUGUCUUCUUGGACAGCUGACAAUGGGAACUCAAUGUGCCCAGGCCCUUGGACCCCCCCCCACCCUGCCCCACCCAAGCCGGGCCUACUCAGGAAACCCUGGCCUAGGCCUGGAGUUGCUUGGGCUCAGAUGCAGAGCUGUGGCAUCAGCCCAUGUGACAAAACACUGGGGAGCUCUGGAAGGCCAUGGCACUCCUGCUUUAUCCACCAGCGGUGAGUGUCAUCAUGUCACUUACCCAGCAUGCCUGCUGGUUGCUCAAAGUGUCCCUAGAGCAUCUGAGCAGCGCUUCCCCCAGGACCCCAAGCCUGACUCCAGCUGUGCCCAGGGGACAUCCAGCCCCAGGGGUACCUUUGUUGCCUAUGAGCCAGACCCUGGGUUGGGGGAGAGGCCUGAGCCCUCUCUCCACAGACCUGGGGCCCAAGCCCUUGAGAGAUGUUGCUCAUCAGGACAGCAUCCGUGUGUUUGGAGACUGUAGCCAACACCGGCCUCGCUGGAAUCUGUCCUCACCCUUCUCCUUGGAAAUGCUGCAGAGCCCCCGGUGCCCUUUUGUGGAUGCCGCUGCCCGCUGCAGCCUCCCAGUGGGCCCAAGUCCCUGCUGCUGGUUGCAAGGCCUCUGGCUCCUGGGAAGGGCUGGAACUCAGGCAGAAAGGACUCUGAGGCCCCUGCAGCCCUCCAGGUCUUCAGCUGUAAAGGGUGUGGGCAGGGCCCUGGUGAGUAUGCUCAGGAAAGCUUGACCCAGAGGGCUAGGGACAGCUGCCUGGGCUCCAAAGAUCCCCCCUUAGGCCUCCUGACACUAGCCUGAGUCCCGACAGUGGGGCCUGUCCUCCAAGUGUGGGGAGCCCCAAGUCUCACAGGGCUAUGUGCUGGGGCAUCAGGGCCUGCACUCCUGAAGCCGUGGCAGAGGCAGCCUGUGGCCUCCCACCCACCCUGGUGUUCACACCAGGACCUUUUGCACAGAAUGUUGGAUCUUUUCUGUCUUAACAGAGAAAGAUGGUGCCUGCCCUGGAUCACGCAGCACGGCAUGGAGCGUGAACUAGAGCCGUUGCCUUCUUUUUUUUUUUUGGUGGUUGGUGGUGGUGGCAUUUUUUUCUUUUUUGAAAUUUAAGUUUUCACUUUUGGGGGUGAGAAUCACCCUCAAAUAAGACAGUAGUGAGAUUGUAGGUACUUUGGAACCAUUGACACCUCUAAAUGGGGCAGAGAGGCCAGCCCAAGUUCUCUUUUAAAGAGAAGAGGACUCCCAGCUGGUGCACUGAGGGCCACGGCCCCUCACCUUACAGACCAAGUCCGGCCCAGUCUGAGGAGAGUUUGCCCAGGAGACUGGUGGAGCUGGGUCUGGAACCCAGGGUGCACCUAAAAAAUAAAGGGAUGCGAAUCACUUCCAAAGGGGCUGGAGACACUCACACCUCAUGUGCUGCCUCUGGUAAAGGAGCAAGGGUGUCCCAAGAGCUCCUCUGCCCGUGUCUUGGUCUUCCAGUAUCCAAGGCACGAUACGGUGGCAGCUGCUGCCCCACCGCUGGACUGCGGACCACCUUCCAGCUGGCCCCGGCCUCCAGCCAGCCCCUCCCCACCACGGCUGCUCCAAGGGGCAGAGGUGGGCUCUGCUUAUGAAGGCUGUCAGACCACCCAGCCGUAUGGCUCCUCAAUACCAGAUGCAGCCUUGGCAGAGAGGGAGGCACUAUUAGCUGGGCAGCCACCUGGGGUGUGAGGCUAGUGUUGCCUUCAGACUGGUCUCAUCUCCUUUGCCUUAAUGCUGGGUGGCCCAUGAUUCCGGGGAGCUCUGGCUCCAUGCCCAAGAGUGCCACAUGUGGCAACCGUGGAGUUUGGGUGUCCUCAGGAGGGGUCCCGGUAAAAUGGUGGUGAGAAUAGAUGCAUCAAGGAAAACAGUGGGAGGAAGUGAAGCUUUCAGGACGGCUGAGUGUGAGUGAGGCGUGUGCACAUGCUGGGGGCGCUGCCGCGGACAGCAGCCUCCACGAAGAAUGGUCACUGCACCGCAGUCCGUCGUGCAACAUUUAAAAACGCUCAGUCCCUGUGCCUGGAGGAUGGCUUCUCAGGGCAAGCCUUGCGUUAGGAGUCAUUCGUCUGGAAGAUUAACACGAAAACUGCCUGCCCCUGAGAUAGUGCCAUCUUCCUGGGGAGGGUCAUGGAGGCAGGAUGCAAACCAUGUUAUAUUGUGUAAUGAAAAAUCAUGAACAUGGGGCUGGAGAAAAAGCCCCAUCAGGAACUUCUGCCUACAUCACGUGGCGCCCACGACCCCCUGUCCACAUGCUGGGGAUCCAGCACAGUCCCCAAAGCCACUAUGGACAAUUGGCUUUGUUCAGUCUAGCCACAUGGGGACAAAAGGGAUCUUUUGCAUUGCAGAGAUUUUAUACACAAAUAUAUUUUGUUUUUAAUGAGCCAUUCUCAAUAAAUGUUAUUCUCACUGCAAAAUGA
Pteropus alecto (black flying fox) is the source of this 3439-nucleotide messenger RNA. RefSeq names its product guanylyl cyclase domain containing 1 (gene GUCD1). The record is from RefSeq and is a predicted model, not a curated record. NCBI's taxonomy places the organism in Eukaryota, Metazoa, Chordata, Mammalia, Chiroptera, Pteropodidae. The coding region runs from base 427 to 1029 and encodes 200 amino acids. The transcript is spliced from 7 exons.